CUGGCGGAUAAUGCUUGUAUUGUAGUUCAAGGUUCAGGCAAUGAUGACUUUGAUGUGGGUCCUUUUGACAGCCAAGCUGGCCAGUUACCCCAAGGGCCAAGGCACGCACAUGACAACGACGUCAAACUGUCAACUUCACCCUCGAACGCGCCUUCAGAGAGGCCACUUCCACUCGUUUUCUCAAUCUCUGAAGAAGAGUGACUCGUAUUGCGCAUGGCAUUUGCGAGUGCUCGACCACCAUGUCUCAGUUCCUGUCCUUCAUAGGCUGGAGCUUCCUCCCCAACAUUGUCACAGGCUGGGUCCAGACCAUCUACUACGGCCUCACCAUCCGCGCCGGCGAUCCGAAACCUGCCCCGGGGAGCGCCCGCUACGCCUCGCACCGCCGCGUCAUCCAUAUCCUCGUCGUCACCGCAUACCUCCUCUACACCAUCUACGAAGCCGACUACGACAUCCGCCGCACCUCGCACUUCUACGCGGACCUGGGCGUAGGCCCCGAUGUGCCCGAGCGCGAGAUCAAGUCUCGCUUCCGACGUGUCGCCGCGCAGCAUCACCCCGACAAGUCUGGCGCCGUCGACGGGGCCGACUACUUCAUCCACCUCAAGCUCGCGAGCGAGACCCUGCAAGAUGCUGCUAAGCGCUUCGCCUACGAGCGCUUCGGCAUGGAGGUUAUGAACUGGUCCAAGUGCAAGUCCAUACGGGAUUACAUCACGCGAGGCGUUCUGCAGGGUAUCUUGCCUCACUACGGUGUCGCGGCCGCGACCAUCUACGUCGUCGGGCUCUUUGGCUACAUGGACUUUGGAAAGUUCUACCGGUGGUUGAUCCUCAUUGCGCUCUGCACAUUUGAGAUCGCCGCCGUGACGCGGCCUCAUUUCCCGCCUGUGCUUGACGCGAUCAACAGCAUCCUGACGACCGUGUCAUCGCAUCCUCCUCUGCUGCCGUUCCAGGCCAUCAUCCUCGCGCGCAAGCUCACGAUCACGGUAUACAUUGCGCUCUCGCAAAUCGGCCCUCUACUCGCCCUGCACAUCAACGACGGCCGGCCGGACACGUCUGCCUUGGAUGACGAGAAGGCCCUGGACCAGGGCCUAGACAGACUAGACGCAUUGGCAAAGAGCAUUGAUAAGGACACCUUGAGGCUGAUGGAGAUGGAGACGGCGCCUUUCCACGGCAAUGACGAGGCGACAUCAAAUCUAAAGGGCAAGAUGCGGGAGUGGCUGGUCCAGAACACGAUCCGGGCCGAUCCCAUGGUGAGGGACGCGGUGGGCACGUCUUUCAGGCGCAGGAGGAUAGAUGCGCCAGCGGGUGCAAAGGGCAACCGCUGAGAUGAUAUUAUAAGAAAGCAUAGACAGUACCAGUGCCGUACAAGAGAAAUUGCCUGCUUUGACAAUAAUUCAUACCUGGACUCCAUGUCCUGUGAU
Emericellopsis atlantica is the source of this 1415-nucleotide messenger RNA. RefSeq lists its product as uncharacterized. The transcript has 2 exons. Lineage: Eukaryota; Fungi; Ascomycota; Sordariomycetes; Hypocreales; Bionectriaceae. The coding region runs from base 240 to 1319 and encodes 359 amino acids. The record is from RefSeq and is a predicted model, not a curated record. Gene Ontology annotation, molecular function: misfolded protein binding; protein-folding chaperone binding. Gene Ontology annotation, cellular component: endoplasmic reticulum.